CAGACAACCUCGACAACUUUUCCUCGAUUGCACCAGCCAGCCCACUCUGAUCGGGUUCCUUCAGAUGCUCUAUUGGCCUCUACCGAGUGUUCCACUGCCAAUAUAGAUGUGAUCCGUGCACAGCCCCGUCCUAUUCGACCAGCUACAAAAUCUUCGCUUCCUCAUUCAGCUACCAAAUCAACUCCAUUAUCUUUCUUUUCUUCUGCUCCUCUUAGUUCUCAGGCGACACUUACCGUCUGUGACAAUUCCAGCAGUGCCUCUUUGAACACAAUCACUCUUUCUACGACUAGUGCUCAUUCCUCUUCUCCUUUUCCAGUCUGUGACCAAUCAAUAAACGAUGCUUUUACUCCUAUUUCGUCUAUAGAUCUAUCCAGCUCGAAAGCCUCAUUAUUUCCCACUGUAUUUCUUGCCAGUUCCUCUGUUUCAAGCGCCCUACCUCUUCCUGUUCACUCCAGCCUACCGGUUUCUAACUGUUCAUCCUUCUCCACAACAAACUACUUGAGCACCUCUAGCUCUUUGUCAGCCAUCAAGGAAUUUAACAAGGCCAGAAAAUUACAUCGCCAUGUGUCCGAUGGUGUGCAGACUAUUGGGGCUCGAAAUCCUGUAUGGAACAAGACAUCUGUUUUGAUUAGACCCAAUUUAGUUUUAAUUUAUCUUUACUUCUAA
This is a messenger RNA of Protopolystoma xenopodis, 666 nucleotides long. The record is from the annotation of a GenBank genome assembly. NCBI's taxonomy places the organism in Eukaryota, Metazoa, Platyhelminthes, Monogenea, Polystomatidea, Polystomatidae.